AAUAGCCCAAUUUGUUUUCUCAUUUUUCAAACAAAACAGACAGUCAAAGAGAGGAAGAGCGUGACAGAGAUGGCAGUAUCUGAUGCCGUGAUUGGGAAUUUGACGACGAUCUACAUAGCAGUUAUAGCAGGAAUCAAGGCAUACGGACUGGUGUCUGGACGGAGCUUCAGUAGUGGUUUUGUGCUGAUUGCAUCAACCACGGUAGUGGGUGCCAUCUUGAUUGGAACGCUGACGUGGGACGUGUCACGUAAAGCCACCUAUGUAAUUACUCGUGAUCAUCACGUGCACAGCCACGAGAUAUGCAAGGGUGGCAUUUGCUGGCACGGUGUGGCGGUGAGGUCACCGGCAUCUCAGGUCCGGUUCCGGCUGCCUCAGCAAGUUCCGUACGGUGCUUUAUAAAUAAAAAAAAAGGAUCAGGUUUAAUAUAGUGUAAGAUAGAUGUAUAUAUAGAAUAUGUUUUUGGGUGGUUGGUGUUCGUUGCCGAAGCCACGAGGUGUUUGCGUUUUUGAUUGAGAGGAAUAAGGAUUAUUAUAUAUGUAUAAUUAUAAGAUAUACGGAAUGGAAUAAAGUAAGUUUUGUGUAUAAAUGAAUAUGAUGACGCAGAAAGCAUGUUUGUUGAAGCUUUUAUUUAACCCUCGAGUUUUGCUUUAAA
Molecule: messenger RNA, 652 nt
Organism: Pistacia vera
Lineage: Eukaryota; Viridiplantae; Streptophyta; Magnoliopsida; Sapindales; Anacardiaceae
Exons: 1
Source: RefSeq, a predicted model, not a curated record